UUGGAAAGGUUAUUUAAGUGGUUGCAUGCCUUUGUUUUAUUCAUUCUUAUGCUAAGCCUAGACUGUGUAAGAGCUAUCUAUACUCGUAAAUAAAAUCGAGUUAACAAGUGAAACGUCUAUUUCUUCGUUACUACUUCUAACCUAAUGGAUGGUCAUGAGAACUUACCACCCGAUGGCCAUGCAGACCAUGCGAAUAGUGGAACUUCGCCGACAGCAGCGGUGGGAUCACAAUCCCCUAUACUAGGCGGGCGUCGCCGAUCGGUUAUUCAACCUGAGCCUACUUUUACCAUGGACCAAGUGAUGAGCCUGGUAACCACAGUCACCAAGCAAGCCGCAGCAAGUGCUGUUAAUGCGGCACUGUCUGCCACUGCCGCUAAUCCACAACAGCCGGCGCUACCCCGUGAACGAGGAAAUUUCUACCUACCCCCGUUCGACCCGGAUGUACGAUCUCAUGAUAUUCGAGAUUGGUGCGCUAAUGUCGAUGAAACCAUUUCCGUCUUCGCUAUAUCACCUCAAGAAGCACGGAUGAAAGCUAUACUUCAGUUAAAAGGAAGAGCAAAAGUGUGGGCCGACACGUGGUCUCUACAUUCAACUACUUGGGAUCAGGUGAAGGAAGAUCUAAUCAAGACAUUCUCAAUGGAGUUCCGGUAUGCUGAUGAUGUACAGAAGUGGCGCAACUACACGUCGGACCAAGCAGCGAGCUACGCCGAAUACGCCACUACAGCUUGGACAUUAUUCAAGCGCGUGCGGCCGGAAGCGAAUGAUGCCGAUGCUGUGGAUGCUGUUAUCACAGUGGUGGAGCUUGAUAAACCGUGGUAUUCUGCUAUGCAAGAUCUACAGUUAGCAAUUAAUUGUACGAUUUCUAAAAGUACCGGUAAAAGUCCAUUAGAACUGUUGCUAGGGAAAAAAUGUUCGCCACCCGCUAUCAAGCUUCUCCAAGUUGAUGAUGAUGAGCCUAUAGAGGACCUUACUUCUGUUAGAAAUGUUUGUAAGCAAAGGAUGGACGAGCGAUCUUUUCAAGACAAAUUGAGGUUUGAUAUAGGUAAAGCGCAGGUCAAACCUUACAAAGUGGGAGAUUUUGUUUUGAUGCGUCGUCAUGAAAGACAUACUACCAAACUGGGUGCAAAAUUUGAGGGCCCCAUGGAAAUAUUGGAAAUAUUACCAAACGACCGCUAUAAAUUAAAACAUGUCAAUUUACGUGGAAGUACUGAAAAGAUCGCUAGCCAUGAUUUCUUAAGACCUGCUCCUACAGGGCAGACAGAUCCAUUUAAUAAUAAUGAUGACGAGUCUUCCGUGUGGGCGGUGGAAGAGACGAGUAGCAGUGUUCAAAAUGAAGACUGCUCUCAGUCCGAGACUCAAUAAAAGUGGUUUAAUUAAUUAGAUAUUAUUAUGCAUUGUUCCACCUUAUCCACAACACCUUCCUUAUAACGCUGGCUGGCCACCACGCGUUUCCUUUUCCCGGUCUUGACGGCUAGAUCUCUAUGUUGAGUGAUGCCGGUAUGGGCUAGAUCCCAGGAUGGGUGAUGCCAGGAUCAGCGCAGGGAGCGCGCUGGAGCAGAAUGGCCGUGUGGGCGGCAAUCCUUGAUGUUUGUUUAAAUGUAUGUUUUUAAAUAAUUUUAAUUAGAUUUUUAUUACUUUAAUCGAUUGUUGCGAAUAAAUAUAAAAUAUAUUUGAUUUGAAGGAAGCAUAGUCAAUUGACUGUUUAAUUAUAAUUUUGAUAUGAUAAACUGAAUAUUUUUAAUUAAAAUAUGCUCAAAAUUAAUGUAUUAAAUAUUUAUUUUUAUUAAAU
Cydia fagiglandana is the source of this 1789-nucleotide messenger RNA. RefSeq lists its product as uncharacterized. The record is from RefSeq and is a predicted model, not a curated record. The transcript is spliced from 2 exons. The coding region runs from base 145 to 1362 and encodes 405 amino acids. Lineage: Eukaryota; Metazoa; Arthropoda; Insecta; Lepidoptera; Tortricidae.